Linum trigynum is the source of this 4331-nucleotide messenger RNA. The record is from the annotation of a GenBank genome assembly. NCBI's taxonomy places the organism in Eukaryota, Viridiplantae, Streptophyta, Magnoliopsida, Malpighiales, Linaceae.
CAUAACCUAUAUUUGAAAUUGGUCUUCAAAUUAGUAACAAUUAUUACUCUAGAAAUAAUUGGAAAUUAUUAUUUGAAAAUAGUAUGACAAUAUUGAGUUUAUGAAAACAAUAAAAAGGGUUAAUAUUGGGUACAAGAAAAAAGAGAGGAUUAAUAUUAGAAAUAGAUAGUGACGGAAAAAUUAGAUAUGGGAGAUCAAUCAUUUGCAAGUUACUCAUUUUACUUUUCAUUGCCCAACAAAUCAUUUGAUAUCAAAUAAUUCAGUUAGGGUGAACAAACACACCCGUAAACAGACUCACCCGUCCAACCCGAUCCAACUCACCCAUAUUUGUCGCUAAAUCGAAGGUUUUGGGUUGGAUGAGGUUUUUUUUGUACAACCCGCCUCUUUUGGGUUGGGUUUGGAUUUUGGAUUACACAACCUGUAGAACCCGACCCAACUCGUGUUCCAACUAUUAGUAUAAGUUCGUAUCUAAAAAAUAUUUAUGUCGUAUAUAGCCAUACUUAUGAGAAAAUUAAGAUAUUUCGCUAUGUUUUUCUCUCAUGGUCUCGCUAAUCUAAUGCAUUCUCUGACUUAAAGUUUAGACAUAAAUUGAAUGUAGUUAUGAUUCACGUAAUCCUUUUUCUUGUGUACAAUAUUAAUAGAUUAACAUAUUAUGGAUGCGUUUGUUUAUAACCUUUUUACCCUAUUUCAACAAAUAUCGUGAAAAAAAUUAGACAUAUGUUGAAGUAAAUCACAUUUUAUUAAAAUUCAAACAACAUUUGUGAAUUUUGAUACCUUUCACCUCGGUUUAUUCAUUUGAAAUUUUAAUUAGUUAUAAAAUAUUUUUAUGAUAUAGAAUAAGUAUAUAUUUUAUGUUGGGUUGGGUUUUCACUUUAAAAUAUCGUCAAUCCAACCCAACCUAAUUAGAAACAAACUGUAGGGUUUACAUUUUUUUUAGUUGGGUUUGGGUUUGAUAUUUCCCAAACGAUAGUACAUAAGUCGGGUAAUUAAAAUGACUAAACUCGAACCACCCGAUCUAUGUACACCCCCUAAAUUCACUUGAGUUAUUCUCUUAUUUUCCCAACUCUAUGCAAACGGUACUGGAAAUUCCAGGAAAUUAUGAAGAAAAAAAAGUAAAAGGAGAACGAUCAGCAUAAAAAGAGCAUUACACAUUGAAGAACGUAUCCACAUUCUUAAAAAAAAAAAAAACUCUGCCGGGAAAAAUCUGAAACCGUCACCGGACUAGAAUCAACGAUGAAUGGCUAUUCUUUACCACCCGAAAUUCAUCCACCACCAGAGAAAACAAUCCAGAUAAUCUCGACCUCCAUAGUCGAACCAGCAGCAUCACCGCCAAACACCACUAACCACCACGACAUCGAAAUCCAAUUCACUCCAUUCGACAUCCAAUUCCUUCCUCUCCAAUACGCCCAAAGAGGCCUCUUAUUCCCCAACCCAUCUCCACAAGAACCCAAUUCAACAUCCACAAUCCCUCGCCUGAAAACCACUCUCUCCCGAGCACUCUCCAUCUUCCCACCCUUCGCCGGCCGCCUCGCCGCCGUCCAGUACGACGACGACGGAACCGCCUCCUUCUCUCUCAACUGCAACAGCGCCGGAGCCCUCGUCGUUCACGCCGUCGCUAGUGGACUCUCUGCCUCCGACAUUCUCCAUUCCGACGACCCCACUUCCCCCGGCGCUCUUCACUCCCUGUUCUCCAUGAACGGAGCGUACGGCUGCGAGGGAGUCUCCAAACCGCUGCUGGUGGUCCAAUUCACCCAGCUAGCAGAUGGGUUUUUCAUGGGUUUCACGUUUUCUCACGCCGCUGCCGAUGGGUCGUCCUUCUGGCAUUUCCUCAGCACUUGGUCCGAAAUUUCCCGAAACGCCGCCGCGGAAUCGGUGUCGCCGGGUUCUGAGUUGAUAUUGGAGAAUCCGGCUCCGGUGAUUGGAACUUGGUUCCUCGACGGGAUAGAACCCCCAAUUCGAUUCCCAUUCUCAUUCGACGAAACGAUUCAGAAACCCCCAAUCAGCCUUCCCCUGCCUCCUCUGCUCCAGAGGAUUUUCCACUUCAGCAAGGACAAAAUCGCUCAACUAAAAGCCAGAGCAAAUUCUGAGCAGACCGACAUUGCUUCUGCCAAAUCAAUCUCUUCGUUUCAGUCGCUGCUGGCACACAUUUGGAGAGCAGUGAUCCGAAACAGUCACGGUCUAGAUCCCGACGAGGAAGUUCAUUGCAAGCUGUUGGUGAAUUUUAGGCAGAGACUGAGGCCGAAGCUGCCGGAGGCUUACUUCGGGAACGUGGUGCUGUUCGCGACGGCGACGGCCUCAGCUGGAGAUCUGGCGGCGAAAGGGAUUGGGUUUGCGGCGUUGAAGCUGAACGAGACGGUGGAGAGGCAAACGGAUGGAGAAGGGAGGAGGUGGGUGAAUGAGUGGGUGGAGAAGCCAGAGGUACGGAAGCUGGGUGCCAUGGCGAGGAAUUCUCUGAUUGUGGCCGACUCGCCGAGGUUUGAGGUGUAUGGGAAUGACUUCGGUUGGGGGAAGCCCGUGGCGGUGAGGGCGGCGGGGAAUUACAGCGACGGGAAAGUGACUGUGUUGAGGGGAAAAGAAGAGGGGAGCGUGGAUGUGCAGAUUUGCCUGGUGGAUGCGACGAUGAAAGGUAUCGGGAGUGAUUCGGAGUUCAUGGAGUUUGUUGGGUGAUUGAUUUCCGGUGGCGUGUUGGGUUUUGUUUAUGUUAUGUAUUUUGGGUUGUGGCAAUAGAAAAAUGAAUUUGCUGGAAACGAAGUCAUGGUUUGCUGAUAAGUAAAACCUGUUUAGCUGAAAACUUAAAUGAGGAUGGAUUGCUUGAAAUCAAAGUAAGAAAGAUGAUUCUAUUAUUAUGUUUUUUUUAUACUUUUGACUCUGUCAUUUUACUUGUACAACAUCGUUUUCGGAGUUAUUUUACGUUAGAUUUUGUCUUUGUCUUAACAUGUUUCAGGCUCUAGUAGGUGAAAUAGACGAAAGGAUCGAAAGUCAGACGGAAAAGAGUAAAAAAUGGGACAAAGUACUGGAUGGAUCACGAGUGUACAUGGGCGCUGGGCCGUGCUUGGGCCGACACGACACGAGCACGCUUCGGGCCCAUUUAUUUCGUGUCGUGCUUGGCAAGGCCCAUCAGUUUUCGUGUCGUGCCAUGCAAGCCCAUUUGUUAACUUUGCUAGGCCCGGGCACUCGAAUCGUGUCGUGCCUAUUCGUGCUCGUGCCAUGCUCGUAUUCGUAUUUAAUGAAAAUGAAAAAAACAAAAGAGAGAAUGAAAAAGAAUGUGAAAAUUGGACGGAGAAAGAAAGUAUUAACUGAUAAUGUUUGAGAAAAGUAACAAAUAAGGGGGAAAAGAAAAUUGGAAGUAUAGCGAGUGUGAUUUGGCUUUGUUUAUUUUCGUGCCAUGUUCUUUCUUAUACUCAAUAAAGUCUCGAAAAUAUUAGGCCCGACACGGCCCACUUAUAUACCAUGUCCUGCUCGUGCUCGUGCCCAUGAAGUUUAGGCCCGGCAAGGCCCAUAAAUUAUUCGUGCUCGUUCCGGGCUGGCCCAUUUAUUUCGUGCCCGUGCUCGUGUCGUGCUCUAACCGUGCUCGUGUCGUGCUAGCCCGUGGGCGGCACGGCCCGGUGCCCACGUACAAUCACGACCGCAGGGCGUGAAGAAGUGAAACAAUGUGUUUUGACUUUGUCGUUUGACUUGUACAACAUCUUUAUUAGAAUCAUUUUACGCUAGGUUUUGUCUUGUUUUAGCAUGUUUCAGGCUCUAUCAACAGAUGAAAUGGACGAAAGGAUCGAAGUCGGACGAAAAGGAGCAAAAAUGGGACAAAGUACUGGAAAUUGCAUGGAUCACGGUUCAAGGCAUAUUGUCACGGGCAGAAGACCGGGAAGAUUGCAUCAAAACCGCGAACGCGAAGAAUGCAAAGUUCCAGGAGCAUUUGGACGUCUUAUGUGCAUUGCAUGGAUCACGGGCGUUGGGCGUGAAGAAUACAAAUAAACAGUGAAGUGUGUAAGUGAAAUAGUGUGUUUUGCGUUGAGAUCACGGUUGCACUACACAUAUCACGGGCGUGACGAAAGCCCUUGAAAUGUACACUGUCGGGUAUAAAUAUGAGAGUGAGCAGAUUUCAAAAGGGAGAAGAGUGUUAGAGAGAGAUUUUGAUCUUCUUCUACAUUCUAGAGAGAUAAAGUGACUAACUAAUGAAGAUUGAAAUUUGGAGAGGAAUUUGACCUACCCAAGACUAAACGAGGCAGAUUUCAUCUUCAACACCAUCAUGUAUCUCCACCCAAUACCACCUACUUAAUUGACCCAAAAAUCAAGCCAUAAAUUUCAAAAGCAAAUGAAUAAAACUUAUGAUU